UGAACUAGAUAAAAGAGGGAUGCUGUCAGUGAGAAGCUGCAGUAAUGUUGAAGAAAAUGGCAUUUAGACCAACUACUUUUACUUCACACCCAGCAACGCUGGCAAUUAUUUUCGCGAUCAUAGUUAACAGUUUGGCGUAUAAAACACAGGAUUAUUGCGCUAAAGGAUUAUGUUCACGGGACGAUAAGAAACACAUUGGCUGUAAUACCAAUAGGAAAUUCGCAAGUACUUGUGACAAACCUAAGUUGAUUCCCAUGUCUACGAAAAGGAAAAAUCUGCUUCUAAUGAUACAUAAUCGACUACGAAACAAAGUUGCAAAAGGCAAGCUGAGUAAUUUCAAACCGGCUUCGAACAUGUCAUUGAUGAUCUGGGACGACGAGCUAGCAUAUUUGGCUGAAUUGAACGUCAUGCAGUGUGAAAUGAAGCAUGACGAAUGUCGGAGUACAGCAAGAUUCAAGUACGCCGGGCAGAAUUUGGCCCGCUCCUGGACAAGUGGACCACUGAAGAAGCACAAUGAAAACAUACGGGUAGGCAUCCUUGGGUGGUUUUCAGAACACAAAGAUGCAUCAAUGAAGUUCAUACGAAAGUAUGGAUUUACUAGUAAAACGAUUGGACAUUUCACAGCUUUGGUUCGAGAUGUUUCAAGUCACGUUGGGUGCGCCAUGUCAGCUUAUAGGAAAACGCGUGUUGUUCGUGGGAAAAGUUACAAUGGUAAUGAAUUCCUUUUGGCUUGUAACUACGCAAACACCAACAUCUUGAAGGAACCCAUAUACAUCGAAGGGAAACCGUGCAGUGCUUGUCCCGGUGGGGCACGAUGUCACCGUGUUUACACGGCACUUUGCGAUCAUAGUGAUUGAAACGAUAUAAAAUUAAAUCAGAAUUACAGUGGUGGUGAUUUGCCUGAUGCGUAUUUAUCGUUAUAUUUUACCAAUUUUAUGACAGUGAAAUACAAGCUUGAUAAAUUGCUUCAUGUAUUUAUUGAAUAAAAUGAGA
Ochlerotatus camptorhynchus is the source of this 993-nucleotide messenger RNA. Its product is annotated as antigen 5 like allergen Cul n 1-like. NCBI's taxonomy places the organism in Eukaryota, Metazoa, Arthropoda, Insecta, Diptera, Culicidae. The transcript has 5 exons. The record is from RefSeq and is a predicted model, not a curated record. Bases 45 to 857 code for a protein of 270 amino acids.